Diprion similis is the source of this 3304-nucleotide messenger RNA. RefSeq names its product GPI inositol-deacylase (gene PGAP1). The record is from RefSeq and is a predicted model, not a curated record. The transcript is spliced from 10 exons. Gene Ontology annotation, cellular component: endoplasmic reticulum. Lineage: Eukaryota; Metazoa; Arthropoda; Insecta; Hymenoptera; Diprionidae. Gene Ontology annotation, molecular function: phosphatidylinositol deacylase activity. Gene Ontology annotation, biological process: endoplasmic reticulum to Golgi vesicle-mediated transport; GPI anchor metabolic process. The coding region runs from base 207 to 2924 and encodes 905 amino acids.
UCUUUCCACCCCGUGCGUGUUCCACGGAAUGGGUUAAAUUUACCAAACGUAUCCAUAACCUCCACGUGGUGUACCCUAACCCUAAUCCGGUGUGACCGAACGUUUUAGAAGAUCGUUCAAAAUCCAUGGUAAUUCAUGGAAUUAAUUAACCAUUUCACAUCACGCUGGAUAAAGAUACCAACUCAGUGCAAUUAAGCCAUCUAACAAUGAAGUCCUACUUUAUGUGUAUUGUGAUUUCCACACCUGUGCUUAUUAUGUAUUUACUUGGUACUGUCAAGUUUAUCUUCGAUCAUGAGGGUAACUCAUGCGAGAUGACCUACAUGUUUGAAUAUCCUGAAUAUGUGCAUAUUCCACUACAAAAAGAAAUCCAACAGCAGUAUCCAAGAUAUGGAUUAUACGUAUAUGGCGAAGGCUUCACUGUAUCGAGACUUCGAGCCAUGCACUUCUCUGGUAUUCCAGUAUUAUUCAUUCCUGGAAAUGCUGGUUCACAUCAUCAAGUGAGAUCCUUGGCAUCGAUUAGUUUGAGGAAAAGUCUUAAGGACCGGACUCCCUUCCAUUUUGACUUUUUCACGGUUGAUCUGCAAGGAGAAUAUUCUGCAUUAUAUGGUGGUGUCUUGAAAGAACAAAUUGAAUUUGUGUCUCAUUGCAUACGGAAAAUUCUAAAAUUUUAUGGAGGCAAGAUAGACAGCGUAAUAAUCAUCGGACAUUCGAUGGGGGGCAUUGUGGGCAAAGGGGUCCUGCUUGAUCCGAAUAUGAUCAGUCAAGUCAAUACAAUAAUUAUGUUGGCCACGCCCCAUGAAGCAGCAUUAGUGUUUGACACUUCUAUAGCGACGAUUUACCAAAAAUUACAAAGCUCCGGAGCACCUACUAAUAAGUCAGAAAUGUUGACUAUUUCUGUUGGAGGCGGGCCGCGUGAUGUAUUGGUUAAUAGCAAUCAAAUUAUCGAUCGGACAGCUGAUCUCAACGUCCUCACGACGCAUGUUCCUGGUGUUUGGAAAUCUACUGAUCAUGUAUCCAUACUUUGGUGCAAGGAAUUCCUUCUGGCCAUAAUACGUGCUCUAUUCGACUGUGUUGACAUGGUUGCAAGAUAUCCCAGAAUCAGUUCAAACAAGCAACACAGAUUAGAGGUCUUCAACUAUCACCUCUUACAGCGUUGUUGCGGUAAAAAGAUGGAUCAGUAUCAGGCCAAAGUACAAUUUCGACUUGGUGGUGAGUGGGUCGAAGAUAUUCGUCGACAGUACACAUGGAAAGCCGCAGACCGAAUCGGCUCUAAGAAUAUAUCGCAGCUUUAUUUAAUGAUCAGGUUGAUUGGUAUAGAAGAUCACUUAACCAUUCAGACAACUAGAUUGGAAGUCAAAGAUUGGUUGUUUAUCUGCUCUGCAUCUGCUAUACAAGGUCAUUCUAGAGUAUGUGAAUGGGGCUGGAAUUUGACGAACAAAAGUAGAAUAAUACCGGAUGGCACAUAUAAGAAAAAGACAGCAGACUUGGAUCUGGUGGAGCUAAAGACGCAACGCUUGACACACAUCGUCAUCAGAAUACCAUCCUCUAUUUUUCAUAAAGGGCUAUCCAUUGAUGUAGACCUUCAUCGAAAGAGUGACAGAAUAUUAAAAUUCCAAAAUCAACCUAUGGCGGCGUAUUGGGGUUUCGGAAAAUUAGGCACAAUAGAAUCUAACAUUGGAGAUGUUAGAUAUGAAGUGGAUCUGGCCAGCGAUACAGAUUCCGUGUUGCUUAAAGUAAUCAACGUCCAGUGCGAACAACAGAAUCAUCGCCAUCACGCAACAAUUGAGCUUCUCGAGCCAUGCUCUAAUGGUAUCAGUCAAGUUCGGCACUUUGCAUAUGAAAAUCUGAUGCCAAAGACACUAAAAGUGCAAACAAAAAAUGCGGUGGAUGGAGGCAAAGGUGUUGGCAAUGUACCUCUCAAGCUGAAAUUCACAUUAGAUCCAAAAUGUAGAUAUACUAUUGAAGUGUUCAGUGGUGGGUACAUAGAAACCCUAAGCACUGCAGUGAGAGAUCGUUGGCCAAAUCUUUAUGGGGUCAUGGCUGGAUUACUACUGCUUGCUUUAGCAACACAACUAGAUCACGAAGCAGGAUUGUUCAAAUCUACCAUCACCACUGUGGUCACGUUAGCUUUAUGCGUCGGUAUUGGCAUUGGUCCAGAAGGAUUUGUGUCCUUAGCUCUUCUACAGAUAUUUGCAGUCGUCAUUUGCUGCGCUGUUGUAAUAUUUGGAUCAACGGUGUACAACAUGGCUCAACGGUUUUUAACCCGCGCUCUGAAGUUUUCGCCGAUGUGGUCAGAAUGGUUGAUAGGAGCCUUAAAUCAAUUACCUCUGAUUGCUCCUACAAUAUUAUUGUCUAUGGUACCUGUCACGUGCGGAGCUUUAUCCAUGUUCAUUUUCGUUGGAUUACAAUUCCUCAAGCUCACAAGAAUAUAUGAAGAUUAUCUGGAAGAACUGUUAUUAGCCUCGCUGCGAUCUAAUUUCAUCAAUAGAUUUCGAGAUAAAACAAAGAAGCCGAGUAGUGGGGAGCAGAUUCAAGGUGACACUCAUACGGAUGGAAAGCAGAUUGUAUUUCAGUUGAUACUAUUUCUAACGUGGUGCAUCGCUGCCAUUCCUGCCAUACCUUCAGUCCUCACAUGGGCCAAGAAUUACAGAUUCAGUGUCAAAUUGAGCACAGAAGAUCCUCUCUUAAAGACUUGCUGGAUAAUUUUAGUUGGUUGUGGUUCGACGGGCAUCAAAUGGAUUCCUCCCAGCACACCUGAUUACUAUUCACAAGCAAUCGCGAUUAUAAUCCGAAUACUAGGAUGGACAGCGCUGGCAGUCACUGGAAUUGGCUAUCCCUCUCAAUACCAGUAUUUAAUGCCUCCGCUCAUUACAGUAGCCGUUGCUCUUAUUACCAUCCGUUCUUUAAUUAACAUUUCCAGCUGAGCGUAAUGACAAUUUUUAAAUAUUAUCUGACCGGGGAUCGAUCACGUAACUUCAAUUUGCCCAGAAUAAUUAUGAAAAUGAAACACUGGCGUAAUCACGUCAAAUUUUCAUUUGAUGAGAAUGAGGAAAAUAUUAGAUUCACGAAGUCAAAGUCGAGUCGUGUUGUGUAAACGUCAAAUACAAGAACUGACGUCUUUAUUUGAAUAUACGAAGCAAUAAAUUCUGAUUUACCCAAUACUCUGAAAAAAAAACUGGACAUUACACAAAAAUUUGAAGUCUGCUGGAUUCAUUUUUUGAAUCCCUAAAUGCAAAGUGAAAAUGAUAUCUUUGGCGACCAGCUGUAACUGUUUUUAUCUCAAUAAGUGGUGUGACGUGCAUUU